Molecule: messenger RNA, 1161 nt
Organism: Pollicipes pollicipes
Lineage: Eukaryota; Metazoa; Arthropoda; Thecostraca; Pollicipedomorpha; Pollicipedidae
Gene: nSyb
Product: neuronal Synaptobrevin
Exons: 7
Coding region: 286-633 (115 amino acids)
Biological process (GO): vesicle-mediated transport
Cellular component (GO): membrane
Source: RefSeq, a predicted model, not a curated record
GGCAGGAAAACGAAACACGAACGCAGUGAGAAGAGCAAUAUUAUCUCUCAUGUCUCAAAGAGACUUUGAAGCUUGCAUAAUUUAGAGAAGUCGAAAGGAAAGAAACGAGUUUGGUAGCAAAAUAAGUGAAAUCGGCAAACGGACUGAUAUCGAUAGCGACAGGCCCUCCGAAUACGUCGCAGACCACCUAGCCGCAAAGGCAGCGGUUCCGUUGUAGGGCUGGUGCUCCAUUUGCUACUAUACAACUAGAGCUGCGGUCGCAGCCUCUCCUAGCAAAUUUAAGAGAUGUCGACGGAGGGAGGCGUGCCAGGAGAGGGGGGCUCCGACGCCCCCGUGGGUGGGCCGCGGAACCCCCAGCAGAUCGCGGCCCAGAAGCGUGUCCAGCAGUCCCAGGCCCAGGUGGACGAGGUUGUUGGAAUCAUGAGGGUGAAUGUUGAGAAGGUGCUUGAGCGAGAUCAGAAACUUUCAGAGCUGGAUGACAGAGCAGACGCCCUGCAGCACGGCGCCUCGCAGUUUGAACAGCAGGCCGGCAAGCUGAAGCGCAAGUUCUGGUGGAAGAACUUGAAGAUGAUGAUAAUCAUGGGGGUCAUUGCGGUGAUAAUAAUUGUCAUUAUCGGAGUUAACUUUAUGUAACGCCAGUUUGGGCCAGCAGCUAGAGGGUCAGCUGCCACGGGGAGCGCAAGCCUACAUUCCUGCGUUCGAUGUGAUAAAACACGGCUUCUGUCGUCGGUCGGCUUUACCUAUUUCGGGGUGAUUGUCUCUUGAUUUCUGUCGAUUGGCUAGUCAUCGAUGGUUAAUGGAAACGGCAUCUUUCUCGUGUUUGCCGCACAGCCGAGACGUGUAACAUAUUGUACAUGUACUGCGCAGGGCUUGCUCUUCAUAAUUGUCUCCUGGUCUCCGUUUUGGCGUGAUGUGAUCGAUGUCCACUAGCGGAUGUGUAUUAUAUAUACCACCUCAGUAGCCGCAUGAGCGUACCUAGCCGUGUCAUUAUUUAUGUGCGUAUAUAUAUCCACAUACGAUAGAGCGACGGCCGGCCGGGUGAGGUCGGUCGCGCCGCGGCCGCCCUGCGCGCCGUGGCCCGCGCCCGCUCCGGGAUAGUGUAGCGUGCCUGGGUCACGUGUCGGCGCCGGCUAUCACUAAAUAUACGCUAAUGCUAGCAGA